This is a messenger RNA of Aspergillus caelatus, 804 nucleotides long. Its product is annotated as proline racemase family protein. The record is from RefSeq and is a predicted model, not a curated record. Lineage: Eukaryota; Fungi; Ascomycota; Eurotiomycetes; Eurotiales; Aspergillaceae. Bases 43 to 765 code for a protein of 240 amino acids. The transcript has a single exon. Gene Ontology annotation, molecular function: 4-hydroxyproline epimerase activity.
GGUAAUACUAUCUGCACGGCGACGGUAUUGUUGGACACGGGCAUGGUGAAAAUGACGGAGCCUGUGACGAAGCUGGUCCUGGACACACCGUCGGGCCUGGUCGGGGUAACAGCAGAUUGUGAAGAUGGAAAAUGCAAAGCCAUCGCCUUUGAUAAUGUGCCCAGCUUUGUAUACAAGUUGGAUCUUCCGGUGGAUGUGCCAGGGCUGGGAGUCGUGAACGUUGAUAUUGCCUGGGGGGGGAUGCAUUAUGCUAUCGUGGACGCUCGGUCCAUCGGUCUCAAAAUCGCCAAUGAGAAUGGUCCGAAGCUGAUUGAACUGGGGGAGAGAAUCAAACAGGCCGUGAGAAACACCUAUACACCGGUGCAUCCGGAAAAUGACCAGAUCAGGGAGGUCACGAUAGUUGAGUUCACCGAGCCACUGCACCAGGAGGAUGACAAGAGAGUCGCCGUGAAUACGGUGGUCGUCUCUCCCGGAAGGUUUGAUCGGUGUCCAUGCGGCACAGGAAGUUCGGCCAGAAUGGCCGUCUUGCACGCCAGGGGCGAACUUCAAGUAGGGGAGAGUUUCGUUCACCAGAGUAUUAUCGGAUCCACUUUCACCUGCCAUAUACGAGGAACCACCAAAGUCGGUCAAUAUGAUGCGGUCUUGCCAACAGUCAAGGGCAGUGCCUGGAUCACUGGCUUCAAGCAGAUGGUCUUGGACCCGUCUGACCCUUUUCCAGCUGGCUUCCGGGUGGGUGAUCAAUGGCAUGUCCGUCAAGAGCAUUGAUCUGUUUGUCGACGUUUUGUGUUGUUAGAUGGAUACUUU